UCUCCUUGGCAACGGCGAGGCGGGCCCGGCGCGAUGGCGGGCAUCCCCGACGGGGAGUUCACGGCGGCGGCCUACCGGCUGAUCCGCGACGGGCGUUACGGCGAGGCGGUGCAGCUGCUGGGCGGGUCCCCGUCGCGGGGCCCCCGGGGCCCCCGGGGCCGGGCCGGCCUGUCGCUGCUGGGCUUCUGCUACUACCGGCUGCAGGAGUUCGCGCAGGCCGCCGACUGCUACGAGCGGCUGGGCCGGCUGCGGCCGGAGCUGGACCAGUACCGGCUGUACCGGGCGCAGGCCCUCUACAAGGCCGGCCUCUACGACGAUGCCACCCGGGCCGCCUUCCUGCUGCACGACAGCCCGGCCUUCCGCGCCCGGGCCCUGCGCCUCAGGGCGGCCAUCAAGUACGGCCAGGGCGACCUGGCCGGGGCCCAGGGCCUGGUGGAGCGGCUGCUGAGCGGGGAGACGGCCCCCGAGCGGGAGGAGGCGGAGGAGGAGGAUGAGGACAAGGACAGGGAGGAGGAGCGGCCCCCCGACGGCUCCCACGCGGCCCCGUCGUCGACGUCCAGCGUGGCGUCCCCCGACGGGGCCGACCCCGACGGGCAGGUCAACCUGGGCUGCCUCCUGUACCGCGAGGGCCGGUUCGACGAGGCCGGGGCCAAGUUCUCCGCCGCCCUGCAGGCCUCCGGCUACCGCCCGGACCUGGCCUACAACCUGGCCCUGGCCCACUACGGCGGGCGGCGCUACGCCCCGGCCCUGAAGCACAUCGCCGACAUCAUCGAGCGGGGCAUCCGCCAGCACCCCGAGCUGGGCGUGGGCAUGGCCACCGAGGGCAUCGACGCCCGCAGCGUGGGCAACACCCUGCUGCUGCACCGCACCGCCCUGGUGGAGGCCUUCAACCUCAAGGCGGCCAUCGAGUUCCGGCUGCGCAACGGCGAGGCCGCCCGCGAGGCCCUCACCGACAUGCCGCCCCGGGCCGAGGAGGAGCUGGACCCCGUCACCCUGCACAACCAGGCCCUGAUGAACAUGGACGCCCGGCCCAGCGACGGGUUCGAGAAGCUGCAGUUCCUGCUGCGCCAGGACCCCUGCCCGCCCGAGACCUUCGGCAACCUGCUGCUCCUCUACUGCAAGUACGAGUACUUCGACCUGGCCGCCGACGUCCUGGCCGAGCACGCCCACCUCACCUACGGCCACCUCACCCCCUACCUCUACGACUUCCUGGACGCCACCCUCACCGGCCAGACGGCCCCCGAGGAGGCCUUCCUCAAGCUGGACGGGCUGGCCGGCUCGCUGACCGACCGGCUGCGCAAGCUGGCCAAGCGCGUGCAGGAGGCCCGGCAGCAGCGCCGGGACGAGGCCGUCAAGCGGGCCGUCGACGAGUACGACGAGACCCUGGAGCGCUACGUCCCCGUGCUCAUGGCCCAGGCCAAGAUCUACUGGAACCUGGAGAACUACCCCGUCGUGGAGAAGAUCUUCCGCAAGUCCGUGGAGUUCUGCAACGACCACGACGUCUGGAAGCUCAACGUGGCCCACGUGCUCUUCGUGCAGGAGAACAAGUACAAGGAGGCCAUCGGCUUCUACGAGCCCAUCGUCAAGAAGCACUACGACAACAUCCUCGACGUCAGCGCCAUCGUCCUGGCCAACCUCUGCGUCUCCUACAUCAUGACCAGCCAGAACGAGGAGGCCGAGGAGCUCAUGAGGAAGAUCGAGAAGGAGGAGGAGCAGCUCGCCUACGACGACCCCGACCGCAAGGUCUACCACCUCUGCAUCGUCAACCUCGUCAUCGGGACCCUCUACUGCGCCAAGGGCAACUACGACUUCGGCAUCUCCCGCGUCAUCAAGAGCCUGGAGCCCUACAGCAAGAAGCUGGGCACCGACACCUGGUACUACGCCAAGAGGUGCUUCCUCUCCCUCCUGGAGAACAUGGCCAAGCACAUGAUCAUGCUGCGGGACAGCGUCGUCCAGGACUGCCUCCAGUUCCUGGAGCGCUGCGAGGUCUACGGCCGCGACGUCCCGGCCGUCAUCGAGCAGCCCCUGGGAGCGCCGAAGCUCCACGGCGGCAAGAACACCGUCACCUACGAGGCCCGGCACCUCAGGGCCCUGAUGUACGAGAUCGUCGGCUGGAACGGGUGACGGCUCCCCCGGCCCCGGGGCCCCGCUCCGCCUCCUCCCCUUUCGCUCCGGCCGGACCCGGGGGUCCCCUCCCGCGUCCGGGCAGGCUGCCGUUCCCCCCCCUCCG
Molecule: messenger RNA, 2230 nt
Organism: Tachyglossus aculeatus (Australian echidna)
Lineage: Eukaryota; Metazoa; Chordata; Mammalia; Monotremata; Tachyglossidae
Product: tetratricopeptide repeat protein 30B-like
Exons: 1
Coding region: 34-2124 (696 amino acids)
Biological process (GO): intraciliary transport
Cellular component (GO): axonemal microtubule; intraciliary transport particle B
Molecular function (GO): intraciliary transport particle B binding; protein binding
Source: RefSeq, a predicted model, not a curated record